AUGUCUUUAGAUAGAAAUGAACCAAGUCAUUUUGGUGCAGGUCCUGCACAAUUGCCAACCCAUGUGUUACAGCAAGCUGCUUUAGACCUAAUCAAUUACAAAAAUCUCGGUUUGGGUAUUGGUGAAAUUUCCCACCGUUCAAAGGAUGCCACUCAAGUCAUUGAAAAUUCAAAAGCUCACUUAAAGGAAUUAUUAAAUAUUCCUGAUACCCAUGAAGUCUUUUUCAUGCAAGGUGGUGGUACCACUGGUUUCUCUUCAAUAGCCACCAAUCUGGAGACAGCUUUUGUCGGUAAAAAUAACAGAGUAGGAAAAUGUGGGUAUUUAGUAACAGGUUCUUGGUCACAAAAAGCAUAUGAAGAGGCUGCUAGACUAAGAUUACCAGCAGAAAAAAUCUUUGAUUCGAGAGAUUUUAACGACGAGGGAAAAUUUGGUUCAAUUCCAGACGAAUCUAAAUGGGUCAAUAAUUUGAAAGAAGACGAUGAUUACGCAUACGUUUAUCUUUGUGAAAAUGAAACUGUUCAUGGUGUGGAAUGGCCAAAAUUACCUGAAUGUAUUGUGAAUAAUCCAAAUAUUGAAUUAGUGGCUGAUUUAUCAAGUAAUAUUUUAUCUCGUGAGAUCGAUAUUUCCCAGUAUGGUGUUAUUAUGGCUGGUGCACAAAAAAAUAUUGGGAUAGCUGGGUUGACUCUAUACAUUAUUAAAAAAUCUAUCCUAGAAAACAUUAAAGCUGCUAAAGAAGAAAAAUUAGUAGAAUUAAACGUCCCUGUGACACCAAUUGCAUUUGAUUAUCCAACUGUGGUUAAGAACAAUUCUGCAUACAAUACCAUUCCAAUAUUUACACUACAUAUAAUGGAUUUGGUGUUCCAACAUUUGAAAGAAAAAGGUGGGAUCGCACAACAGGAAAAGGAAAAUAAGAUCAAAUCAAAGACAUUGUACGAAGCAUUAGAUUUAUAUCCAGAUUUUUAUAAUUUACCAGUGGAUCCAAAAGUUAGAUCCAAAAUGAAUGUUGUGUUUACAUUAAAGGACAGUUCAUUAGACGAGAAAUUCUUGAAAGAGGCUGCAGCUCAAGGAUUGACUGGACUUAAAGGUCAUCGCUCAGUGGGUGGUUUCAGAGCUUCUAUUUACAACGCAUUAACUGUGGAAAGUGUAACCAAAUUAAGUAAGUUUAUCAAAGACUUUGCUGAAGCCAACAAGAACUGA
Molecule: messenger RNA, 1197 nt
Organism: Arxiozyma heterogenica
Lineage: Eukaryota; Fungi; Ascomycota; Saccharomycetes; Saccharomycetales; Saccharomycetaceae
Gene: SER1
Product: O-phospho-L-serine:2-oxoglutarate transaminase
Exons: 1
Coding region: 1-1197 (398 amino acids)
Biological process (GO): L-serine biosynthetic process
Cellular component (GO): cytoplasm
Molecular function (GO): pyridoxal phosphate binding; O-phospho-L-serine:2-oxoglutarate transaminase activity
Source: RefSeq, a predicted model, not a curated record